AUGAAACCUCCUUUACAAUAAAAAUGCCCUCAUUGUCAUUCAGCUAGCAGAGUAGUAGUAGAGCAGAAACAAAAGAGAGCAAGGAAGGACGUUCCACAUUCAAGCUAUUAUGCGCUGGAGUUGGUUCAUGCCAUUUCAUCAUUUCUUUAUUAAAAGAAAGCAAAGAGAGAGAGCGUUUUAUGAGAAUGGAAGGCUGUUACUUGAGAAGCUGAUUGCCUCUUGCAAUGCCAAGCCUAUUCCCAUCCGUACCUUCUCCGCUCAACAGCUCCGCCAAGCAACCAACAACUUUUCUUCUGAACAGCUGGUAACGGGGUUCUCUAUUCGGUACAAGGUUUCUCUUGAAGGACGAAUUGUUCUCAUUAAAAGUUCUUUUGUUCAAAAUGCCAAGCCUAUUCCCAUCCGUACCUUCUCCCCUCAACAACUCCGCCAAGCAACCAACAAUUAUCCUCCUCAACAUCUGGGAAUUUAUUGGUACAAGGGAUCUCUUGAAGGACGAAUUGUUCUCAUUAAGCGUAUAGAUUAUUUGGGCCGUAUAGCCAUCAAUGAUUUAGUGAUUUCUGCACAAAUGAGUGGUCACAGCAAUGUAUUAAAGCCCAUAGGCUGUUGUCUCCACACUCCAUAUCCCUUUUUAGUGUUUGAAUUUGCCGCCAAUGGUUUCCUUUCUGAUCGAAUUUAUGUCUCCCGUGUUACUGAACUACAACAUGAGCCGAUGGUGUGGGAGAGAAGGUUAAAGAUUGCAAGGCAGAUUGCUCAUGCUCUUUCUUAUCUCCAUACUGCCUUCCCAAGACCUGUCAUCCACAUGGGUAUACGAAUGCGCUGUAUCUUAUUAGAUGAACAUGAUGUUCCCAAAUUGUCCAACUUUUAUUUUUCUGUAUCAAUUCCUGAAGAUGAAGCUGACGUGGAAGGUUUUAAUGGCCUUCGAUAUUUAGGUUUCUGCGCCCCCGAGUUUGAAGCAACAGGCAAGGUAACUGAGAAAGCUGAUGUAUAUGAUUUUGGUCGGUUUCUUCUAGAACUUUUAACUGGAGAGGAUUCUUGGCAAAUAUCUAGAUUGACAAUUGAUAAAGAUUCUAGUUUAGUAGCAUACAUACAUAACCGUGCUCAAGGUAGUUGCAUAAACGAGAUUGUGGACCCUGCAAUCUUGGCUGAAGAUGGGGAAGGAGGUGCUAGUUUAGAGCAUCAAUUACAAGCUGUGGUGGACCUUGCCUUGACAUGUACAGAGGAAGAUCCACAAACAAGGCCAACUAUGGUUGAUGUCACCAAACAACUCAGACGGAUUGAGAGGUUCACACAAACGGGUGAAGAGCUAGGGGGAAAUUUGCAGAAUUUAAAGCUUCUUGAGAGUGUUGAAGAGCAUGCUUCUGCAUAAUUGAAAAGGAACGCUUCUAGUGAUGAAAUCCAAGCAGUGAACGAAGCCUCUGAAAGGCCUCUUGAAGUUUAAUUGUGAUGCAACUGAAUGAUGACAAAAGCUUGUAUGGCAGUUUUAACCUGUAAUUGGGAAGGUAAAUUAAAAGUUUGGUGGGCCAUGAAAAUUCUGUGGGUUUCACCAAUAGCAGUAGUAGUUCAGGCUAUUUUUUUGGAGCAUUUAGAUUCUAAAGAGAUGAAAUUGCAGAAAGAUAUCAUUAUGGCAGACCCUUAAUGUAUGUACAAGCUCAGGAAUUCCCUAACUAGAUAACUAAUCUGCUAACAGCUAGCCUAAUUGAUCACAUGGUAAAUGCUAUUAAGCACGUGGGUUCUAACCAACAUUACUUAGGCAACUAUACAAGAGAGUUACAACCGAUAGGGUAGUAUAUCAAGGCCACAAGACUAACUACCAAUUAACAUAACUUGUGCUUCACUGGCAUGCUUGCUGUUACUGCCUAAGCUUUACUACUGCAGUCUCUAGACACUACUGUCUGCUGCAUCCAGCUGCUUGAUAGGCUACUCUUAACUGAUUAGUUGAGCUAUUCACUGCUACUAUACUGAGUGAGAUAGCUGCUUAGUUGCUAAUUACAUAGUUCACUGCAUAUCUUGAUAAGCCAUUGCAUAACUCUUGUAAAUGCAUACCCUGCUGCUGCAUCACUCAAGGCUUCUACUGAAGGCUGCUGUAUAACAACUACCAGCAGCACCAUUAUUAAGUAGGCAGGGUAGACAGGGUCUUAACAUAUUUGGGACUAUUAUCGCUGUUCAAGCCUACUUAAGAUUUUUUUUUAAAAACCUACUUCAAAAUUGGUCCUCAAGUUAAUGUUAUUAAUAAGUUGGGUUUUGAAAACAAAAAAAAUGCAGGCUCUUUUUGGUAGAUUCAAUCGGUUGGAUGUUUUUCAUAUUCACUCAUCAAAUUUCCUUGAUGACCCCAAUUCUGUUCUCAUUAAUUGGUAAUCCGUCGAAGAUUAUUUUUUGAUAGGUAGCAGAGCUGUUCUAUUAAUAUUAAAUAAAUAAAAAACUUGAUGUUCACAAUGAUGAAACACAAAGGAUCAACAAAGUACAAGAAUAUCAAGCGAAAGAUCUAAGAGAAGCUAGGAACUCAAAAACGGAAGAAAAUUGUGUUAAACCCCAAGCUUUGGACCAAUCAAAAAGAGUGAUCCUUUAAAGAUGUCUUACUAUUUGUUUGUAUAAGAAUUGUUUUAUUAUUUUGGGCACUGUUCAGCCUUACUAGUACUUCACCCAUUUUGUGGGAGGAAGAGAUGCCAUUUGUGCUAGGCUCAUUGGCUAAUUCGUGAAUGUAGUUCUAAGUUACAGUUGACAAGAUGUUGAGCCAAUUGUUGAAUAACAGCCAUUGAAAUGGAAAAAAUUGAUGCCCUCUCGGAAAGAACAAAACUCAGUGAUUAUUAAAUAUAUAAGUGCAACUUAAAUGUAAAACUCUGUUACUAAUUGUUAUAAUAAUGCAUACAUAUUUAUGCCUACUUCAUUUCUUUAAUGAAGUAGUCUUCU
Molecule: messenger RNA, 2907 nt
Organism: Quercus lobata
Lineage: Eukaryota; Viridiplantae; Streptophyta; Magnoliopsida; Fagales; Fagaceae
Product: nicotinamide/nicotinic acid mononucleotide adenylyltransferase-like
Exons: 2
Coding region: 110-1366 (418 amino acids)
Biological process (GO): cell surface receptor signaling pathway; NAD+ biosynthetic process; protein phosphorylation
Cellular component (GO): plasma membrane
Molecular function (GO): nicotinate-nucleotide adenylyltransferase activity; nicotinamide-nucleotide adenylyltransferase activity; protein serine/threonine kinase activity
Source: RefSeq, a predicted model, not a curated record